Messenger RNA from Aspergillus tanneri, 1362 nucleotides. RefSeq names its product class I SAM-dependent methyltransferase. The transcript is spliced from 6 exons. The record is from RefSeq and is a predicted model, not a curated record. Bases 1 to 1362 code for a protein of 453 amino acids. NCBI's taxonomy places the organism in Eukaryota, Fungi, Ascomycota, Eurotiomycetes, Eurotiales, Aspergillaceae.
AUGAAGGAUGCAGGGAAAUUAGUCCGUUUGUAUAUCCUCGAGACCGAGGAGAAACUCAGAGCUGUUACUCCCAGCACAUCACAUUUAGCCAAGUGGAAAAACUGGAUAGCGACGCAGGCCGCCAAGGUCGUUUGCACCAGGGAUGCAGAAUAUUACGAGUCAUUUAAAUGGGCUGAGACGAGUUCUGUACAGCGCCAGACUCUCAUUAGAGAUAUCCGCGAGCAGUAUAAUUCCAAGUAUGAGGAGGAUGAUCAUUUGGCUCUCCUCGCAGGGAUGGACCAUAUCUUCGAGAAUUGUCAGGACAUGAUGGCAGAUGGGGGAUUGCCACAGGCGCUUUUAAUAGACGAAAAGCGCUUAGAAAAAAUUUACAGUGCGUUGCAAUUGCCGUCCAGCUGGGACCAUUUCUUGUCUAGUCUUCGUCACUCAAAUCCCGCUCUACGCGUGUUGGAAAUAGGGGCUGGGACAGGAAGAGCUACCCGCGAAGUCCUGCGAAACUUGAAGCCCUGGGGCAACGUCAGGUUCUACUCCCAGUAUACGUUCACUGAUAAUUCCCAGGAAAUGCUGGACGCCGCUGCGAAGGGUUUUUCUUUGGAGGAAGCUAUUGAAUUUAAGAUGUUAGAUAUAAGCGAAGACCCAGAGGCGCAGGGAUUCCAGCCCCAUAGCUUUGACCUGGUUAUUGCGUCCCACGUUAUUCAUAGGACGCCUUGUCUGAAGGCUUCUCUCCGGAACGUACGACAACUUCUUGCUCCAAAUGGUCGCUUGCUGCUACAUGAACUAAACUCCGACUUACUGGUUGUCGACUACAUCUUGGGGACGUUACCGGACUGGUGGAUAGGUGCAGAGGACAACAGGAUCGACCAGCCCUACGUGUCGCCUCAGCGCUGGGAUACAGAGCUGCGAGCUGCUGGGUUUACAGGCAACGAUGCCACAACUUAUGACUUGGACCCACCGUAUCACUGCCACUUUACAAUGCUAUCCAGAGUGAUGCCAACCUCUGACACCAAAAGGGAUAUACUUUUGUUAACAAAUGGGGUGCAAUCCCAGAUAGCCAAGACCAUAGCAUACAAGUUUCUUGAUCAUGGAUGCACUAUUAACUGGGGUACCUUAGAUGACACCCCUCCGACAGACUACUGUGUCGUAUCACUUCUUGAUCUCGAUGAUCCGUACCUCUACAACAUGUCCGAGUCGGACUACACCAAAAGCUCCAAUGGUCUCGACAAAUCCCGGAUCUGGAUCCAGAAUACGACAAUUGAGGUCCCCGCCAUGGUGGAUACAUUAUAUUGGGCCCCGUAUAAUAAUCGACCCUUAAAGGAGGAUGAAGUCGAAGUUGAUAUGCACUACGUUGGGCUAAACUUCGGCUAA